Eublepharis macularius is the source of this 2489-nucleotide messenger RNA. RefSeq names its product CD2 molecule (gene CD2). The transcript is spliced from 5 exons. Bases 122 to 1072 code for a protein of 316 amino acids. The record is from RefSeq and is a predicted model, not a curated record. Lineage: Eukaryota; Metazoa; Chordata; Lepidosauria; Squamata; Eublepharidae.
AGGAAUGCUAGAAAGGGAGGAAGCAAACGGGGUAUGCUGUGGCAACUGACGACCAACUAGAUCUUCGUCCUCAAAACACAGCAUCUCUCUUUCCCGAAACACAAGAAAUUAAACCUUGAAAAUGAAUGUGGGCAACUUUUUGCUAAUUAAAUUCCUGCUGACCGUCUCCUUUGGCCUGAACGGUGCUGUGGCUUGUGAUAAUGUGGUUUAUGGUGUUCUUAAUCAUUCAGUUCAUCUGUGCGCUUCUGUCCCACAAGGCAUACCACGUAAUGUAUACUGGAAGAGGGGCGCAAAACCCCUUGUACGUUUCAAAUCUCAUGGUGGUUCAAACAAGACUCGGGCUGAGAGGAACUACUUAUUUCCUAAUGGAACCUUGAAAAUUGAAAGAUUGGUGGAGGGUGAUGCUGCAAAUUACACAGUGCAGAUAUUCGAUGAAGACGGGAUUUUAAAAUCAGAAAACACAAUUACUUUGCAUAUUGUGGAACAGUUACCUCAACUGCAGCUCACGUAUGAAUGUCUCAAGAAAAUGCUGACUUGUGAGGUGAAAUACAAUAAGAAGCCAAUGCCCACCUUUAAAUUGUUUCAAGAAAAGGAAGAGCAGAAGAACAUUCCAAAACCCAAAUAUGUUAAUAAUGCCUGGAAAGUAACACAUCCACUAAAAAACUCUCUUGGGAAAAGCCGUUGCGAGGCUUCCAUUAGCACCAACCUGCAAAAAGCUGAGAUACAACUCAGCUGCUCAGGUGAAAUAGACAUGUUUCUUAUCAUGUACAUUGGAGCAGGUGUUGUUGUUAUUGUCAUCUUUGUGGCCCUACUUGUAUGUUGCAUCAGAAAGAAGAAAACCAGAAGACGUGAACUGGAAGAUGAAGAAAGACAACUGCAGGCUGCAAAAGAAGCACUGAAAUAUCGGAAACUUCCCCAGCCUCCAAUUCAUGCUGCACCGAGUGAGCCACAUCAUCAGCAAAGGCAGCCACAACCACCACCUCAUGCUGCAGUGCAGCAACAGCCAGCCCCGCCCCUGCCCAGGCCUCGUCCUCAACAGAAGCCACCACGGCGCAUGAAGGAAAAGCUGUAAACACACAGAUGCUGUUGGAUGCUGUCCCGUUUCCUGUGCUGGCAAAAACUUGACGGCCAAUUACAAGAUUUCCACUUUUGCAGCACGGUUUCCAUUAAAUCAACUGUUCCAUGGAUCGGCUUAUAUCCAUCAGCCUAAGGAGAAACUCAGUGACAUCAAUAAAAAAACCAGCAGUGGUCCAUUCUUGUCUUGAUAGUUAAUCCACAAUAUGGACAAUGAGCUCUGGGUCUGAUUUCCUCUUCCACAUAAUUUUGAUAUAGUUUACCUUUUGCCAUCUUCUGAUAGAAUAUGUUGUAUCUGCUUCCUUUUACCUCUGAACUGAUCCAUUUGCCAUACCCAUGUUUCGGAGGCAGGGAGGAACAUGUCCGUUUUCCAGUUUCAAGGAUGUUUCAUUCAGAAUGUAUUCCCAUGUGUUUCUCAUAUAGUGUGCACAAUAUGCAGCAUCAGAGGACAGAUGAAACUGGACAGCUUUAAGGCAAGGAAGGACAAUGAGUAAGCAAAGUUAGGAUCACCUUAGAAGUCUUGUUGAUUUUAAUAGGAAUUGGGCAUGACUUAAUGGCUGUAUCUCUGUACAGUAGACCCUUGCCAUUCAUGACUUGAAAUCUCACUUAUUCACAGUUUGCAGCCCGAUCAUGUAAAACAAUCUUCAGUCUGUUUUUACUCCCACUGUUCCAUCAUUAUAAUCAAUAAUCAUUUAUCCAUUAAUGCCAGGAGGCAGUCAGGAUCUGAUUUUCCAAUUCACAGUGAUUCUAGAAGUGGAUCCCCCAUGAGUGGUAAGGUAUUCUUUCUCUCUAAUGGCAGCACUUAUCCAUCCCUAUAGAAAAACACAGUUUAGCUGUGCACCAGGUCAUGUGUGCUGAUCACGAUCUGGCCACAGUUCUAUUGUGGCAAUUACCGUUCAUGAACCAUAGCCCACUUCAUCAGAUGCAACAGAAUGGGUUCUUGUCCACAACAGCUUUUGCUACAAUAUCCUAGUUAAUCUACAGAUUCCUAGUAGAUUUCUGGAAUUCAUGGUUCUGAGGGCUGGCUAUAUCAGAUUGCUCUGCUUUCAUCCUUAUUUUCCAGUUUGGAGGCAUUUGCCAAUACGAAGGAUCUUGAAUGCCAGACUUGAGAAUGAACCCCGGACACUGCUGGGGGUUCCUUGGAGGGGGGGCGGGGGCGGGAUCCUGCUACCAUUUUCAGAGAGCCCUGAUCCUGCACCCACACUCUGAUUCUUGGCCAGCAAUUUGGUAUUGUGGAGAAAACUAGGAAUCUUGUCAAGAUGCCUCCUGUUGUUAAUAUACCCAUUACUCUGACACAGGUAUCAUAGGAUGACCUUGCUGUGGUGACUUUGUUUAGUGUUUUCCUCAGGGUAUAGAAACCUCACUGAUUCCAUAUGCCUGUGUUUUACAUUUUAUUCUAUGUUUGAUAUAUUAGA